AUGGGACCAGAAAUAUCCAGCAAGACACAGUUACAAACAUUAAAAUAUGUUUGUGUUAAAUCCUCUUUCCCCUUGCAGGAGUGUUCUCCAUACUCGGCCCACCUGUUCGAUGCUGAAGAUGCUAACACGCCCAUGCGGAUGCUGCCUGGCCUCUGCGGGGAUUACUGCUCCGGCUACUGGCUGCAGUGUCGCUACACGCUCAGCCUCCUCUUGGAGAACUCGGGGAACCCGCAGCAGUUUGCAAACCUGACUGCAACGAUAGAAGAAGACCGCAAAAAGUUCUGUGACUAUCUGGAGCUGAAGGACAAGCAGUACUGCUAUCCUAAUGUGUUGACAAAUACAGAGCUGAAUGCUAACCUUGGCUUGGUCCGUGAAGAUCCCACGGGAUGUCUGGAGCUGUGUUUGCAAGAGGUUGCCAACGGGCUCCGUAACCCUGUGGCCAUGAUUCACGCAGAAGACGGGACUCAUCGAUUCUUCGUGGCGGAGCAGCUGGGUUAUGUGUGGGUGUAUCUGGCCAACGGCUCCAGGAUCGACCGGCCUUUCCUUAACCUCACCCAUGCCGUCCUCACAUCACCGUGGGCAGGAGACGAGAGAGGAUUCCUCUGCAUAGCCCUACACCCAAGGUUCGAUGAGGUCAAGAAAGCCUAUGUGUACUACUCUGUGUCAGUAAAGAAGGAGGAGAGGAUACGUGUCAGCGAAUUCACUCUGCUAACAACCGAUGACAACCAACUAGAUCACUCCUCUGAGAGGACUAUUCUUGAGGUGGUAGAGCCAGCAUCCAAUCACAAUGGAGGACAGCUUCUAUUUGGCCGUGACGGGUACCUGUACGUCUUCAUCGGCGAUGGUGGCCGAGCUGGAGACCCAUUUGGAAAGUUUGGCAACUCACAGAACAAAUCAACACUCCUCGGGAAGGUGCUGCGUCUUGAUGUGGACAACAAUGAGGAUGGCGCCCCGUACAGCAUCCCCUCUGACAACCCUUUCUUGCACGAGAAAGAAGCUCGACCCGAGAUUUAUGCCUAUGGAGUUCGCAACAUGUGGCGUUGUUCCAUCGACCGAGGUGACCCCACCACAGGCCGAGGCGGAGGCAGGAUGUUUUGUGGUGACGUAGGCCAAAACAAAUUUGAGGAGGUGGACCUUAUUGUUAAAGGAGGGAACUACGGAUGGAGGGCCAAAGAAGGCUUCAGCUGCUACGAUCGCAAACUCUGUCUAAAUUCCUCGCUAGAUGACAUCCUGCCUAUCUUUGCCUACCCCCACAAGCUGGGCAAAUCAGUGACGGGAGGUUACAUCUACAGAGGCUGUCAGAUGCCCAACCUCAACGGACUCUACAUCUUUGGGGAUUUCAUGAGUGGGCGUCUGAUGUCUCUGAAGGAGAAUGUCGCUUCAGGUGAAUGGCAGUACAGAGAGAUCUGCAUGGGAGGAGACCAGACCUGCAGAUUCCCAAAACUCAUCAACAGUUAUUAUAAAUACAUCAUCUCUUUUGCUGAGGAUGAAGCAGGUGAACUGUAUUUCAUGGCCACUGGAGUGGCGAGUGCCAAGGCCAGAGCAGGAGUCGUCUAUAAGAUAGUGGAUCCUUCCAGGCGAGCAGCACCAGGAAAAUGCAGCUUCAAACCUACUCCUGUUAAGAUAAAAGGAAAACUGGUUCACUUCUACCCCAAAGAAGAGUUCGUAAUCAACAAGAAACCAACAACCACACCAAUACCAACAACAUCCACAAGAAAAACUACAACAACAACGAAAACACCCCCAAGAAGAAAAACACCAAUUAUUAUUAUCAAACCACCAAUGCCAACAAGAAAAACAAUAAGAAAAACAACAUUACAGACAACAAGAAAAACACCCCAAACAACAGCACUAAAAACAACUUCAAAAACAACAAUUAAACCAACAACCGUACCAACAACUGUCCAGAAGGCCAUGGAAACAACCCCCGCCCCAACCACACCCACCGGUUAUCGCACAACCAUCAUGACUGCGGCCUUCACUAGGAGUGCUCAAACACCAAUCAUCCCCACAUCUCCAACCAGGAAACACGGGAGACCCCUUCAAUACGCUCCUAUUACCACCUCCAAACCUUUAACAUCAGCACAACCUCCUCCUUCCCCAUCCACGAAACGGCCCAAGGUGGCUUUGACCUCUGAGCGCCCGGCAGCGUUGACCACACCACGGCCACAGUAUUGGAGUCUGAAACCCACGACAUCAGGAUACAAGCCCCAGAGACCGCCGAUCAACACAACACCGACCAAAACACAAGAAGAGGGGCUGCGGCUCGGAGAGAAGCUGGAAAACACCGGAGGGGCUAACCAAGUAUACAAGAGGCCCCGAGGAAGAAGUCGAGGUUCGAAGAGAGGAAGAGGAGGAAGAGGAGGAAGAAAGCUGCGUGCCGGCUCGGUGCGACUGGUGACCACUGAUGGAUUAUCAGAUCGAGGCAGACUGGAGAUCUUUAUCCGUGGGGAGUGGGGGACGGUAUGCGACGACCUUUUCACCAGCAAAGCAGGUUCUGUGGUGUGUCGACAGCUCGGCUUCACCACGGCGUUGGCGGUGAUGAAGAGGGCUGUCUUGGGGGAGGCGGACCGUAACGUCAGGAUCCUGUUGGACGACGUGGAGUGUGAGGGCGGGGAGAGGUCGCUGCUGGAGUGCAAGAGAUCCAGGGUGGGGAAACACAACUGCUCACAUGGGGAAGAUGUAGGGGUGAUCUGCGGUUAGCAUGGAGGAGAAGAAAAUAGAACAAAGUAUAGGAAGGAAAGGAAACAAGGAGGCAGGGGAGGGAUGUGUGUUAUUGCAUACAAGAAGUAACAGGAUGAGGGGAAAAAGCAUUAGAAGAGAGUAUACAAGAUGACUGCAGACUGCUUUAUUUUCAAGCAUGAAUGUUGGGGAGGUUGGAUCGGUUGCUUAAUGAGUUAUUGAAUUGUAUUUUUUUUUAAAGGUCAAUAAGGAAUGAGUGAGUGUCGGAGUAACUUGAAUCCUACUUUUGAAGUGUUUUCUGUUUACAUACUUACAUGUGGCAGACACCAGAUCCUGUUAAACAGUCAGGUGUGUCCCAAGAGAAUAUAUUUGUAUUUUUGUAUCAUCUCAAGCAGGUCUUUUCUUUUUCUCCAACAGCUUCUUAUAUUUGCAUUUUGAUACCUUUUUUAAUGUAGUUUUAAGAUGAACACAUCUCAAGAGUUUUAACAAGGAAAUGCUGGACAUUCUGAAUGAUGAAUGUAAUAAAAGGUUUCCUAUUUUAUAUAAAGACAUUUGAGGGCACAGAGUGUGAUAUGAA
Notothenia coriiceps (black rockcod) is the source of this 3259-nucleotide messenger RNA. Its product is annotated as HHIP-like protein 1. Lineage: Eukaryota; Metazoa; Chordata; Actinopteri; Perciformes; Nototheniidae. Gene Ontology annotation, cellular component: membrane. The coding region runs from base 1 to 2703 and encodes 900 amino acids. The record is from RefSeq and is a predicted model, not a curated record. The transcript has 13 exons.